Ectocarpus siliculosus is the source of this 1572-nucleotide messenger RNA. The record is from the annotation of a GenBank genome assembly. NCBI's taxonomy places the organism in Eukaryota, Phaeophyceae, Ectocarpales, Ectocarpaceae.
GCUGUCCAUCCAUCGACGACAAUGAGCUUCGAGGUGGAGUCGGAGGAUGUCAUUCGGCUCAUCCUACAGUUCCUGAAGGAGAACAACCUGACCAAGACGCUCAGGGCUCUCCAGGCGGAGUCUAGCGUGUGCCUCAACACCAUCGACAACCUGGACAACCUCAUGAGCGACAUCAACCACGGGCGUUGGGAGGCAGUCAUGCCUCAGGUGUCGUCGCUGUCUCUUCCCCUGGCCAAGCUCGUGGCGGUGUACGAGCAGCUGGUGCUGGAGCUGCUUGAGAUGAGGGAGCUGGACGUCGCCAGGGAGAUCUUGCGCACGGCCGACCCAUUCCUCCAGAUGAAGAAGGAGGAGCCCGACAGGUAUCUCCGGCUGGAGCACUGGCUGCAGAAGGGCGCCGCCAUCGACCCGCGAGACUUGUACCCGGCAGGGAGCUCGAAGGAAAAGCGCCGAGCGGAGAUUGCCAACAUGCUCAUCCCUGAGGUGAGCGUUGUCCCGCCGAGUCGUCUCUUGGCGCUGGUGAACCAGGCCCUGAAGUGGCAGCAGGUGCAGGGCCUGCUGCCCAGGGGCCAAAAGUUCGACCUCUUCAGGGGCGGUGCCCGCGCGAGCAAGAAGGACAUGGAGGAGAAACCUCCCAGGAAGAUGGCCGGCCAGAUUAAGUUCGGCACGAAGAGUCACCCCGAGGUGGCUCGGUUUAGCCCGGACGGACAGUACCUGGCUUCCGGCAGCGUUGACGGCUUCGUCGAGGUGUGGGAUUUCGACACGUGCAGGCUGCGCAAGGACUUGGCGUACCAGGCCAAGGACGAGUUCAUGAUGCAUGACAAGGCGGUCCUGUGCAGUUCCUUCAGCAGGGACGGCGAGCACCUGGCCACCGGCAGCACCGAUGGCAAGAUGAAGGUCUGGAAGGUGUCCACCGGGCAGUGCCUGAGGCGCUUCGAGAGCGCGCACACACAAGGGGUGACCUCCGUGGCUUUCGCGAGGGACGGGUCUCAGCUGCUCUCGUCCUCCAUGGACCAGACGGCGCGAAUCCACGGCCUCAAGUCCGGGAAGAUGCUCAAGGAAUUCCGGGGUCAUACGUCCUACGUGAACACCGCCGUGUACAUGCACGACGGUGCUAAGGUGGUCACCGGGUCAGCGGACGGCACGGUAAAGGUGUGGGAUGCGAAGACGACCGAGAAUCUACACACGUUCCACCCCGCCCUGUCCAUCGGCUCCCACACGGAGGCGAGCGUGCACACGGUCCGCCCGCUGCCGGGCUCCGCCGAGCAGGUGCUGGUGUCCAACCGAACGUCUACGGCCUUCCUUUGCACCCUGCAGGGACAGGUGGUGCGGAGCUUCACGAGCCCGAAGUCUGUGCGCGCAGACUUCACGUGCGCGUGCCUUUCUCCCAAGGGCCGGUGGGUGUACUGCGCGGGGGAAGACGGGGAGUUGUUCUGCUUCGACGCGGCCACGACCGAGGUUGAGAAGACGCUCAAGGUGUCGGAGAAGGAGAUCAUCGGCCUGGCGCAUCACCCCCACAGAAACUUGCUGGCGACGUUCAGCAACGAAGGGCUGCUAAAGCUUUGGAAGUCAUGA